Penicillium atrosanguineum is the source of this 2433-nucleotide messenger RNA. Its product is annotated as dynamin-related GTPase DNM1. The coding region runs from base 1 to 2433 and encodes 810 amino acids. The record is from RefSeq and is a predicted model, not a curated record. The transcript has 2 exons. Gene Ontology annotation, biological process: mitochondrial fission; peroxisome fission. NCBI's taxonomy places the organism in Eukaryota, Fungi, Ascomycota, Eurotiomycetes, Eurotiales, Aspergillaceae. Gene Ontology annotation, cellular component: membrane; cytoplasm; mitochondrion. Gene Ontology annotation, molecular function: GTP binding; microtubule binding; GTPase activity.
AUGACCUCGUUGGGCGAGGACCUCCUGGUCACUGUGAAUAAGCUCCAGGACUUGGUCUUCAACACCAUUGGAAAUGACUCGCUCGAUUUGCCUCAGAUUGUGGUCGUCGGCUCUCAAUCGUCCGGCAAGUCGUCGGUCCUGGAGAAUAUCGUCGGUCGAGAUUUCCUACCACGCGGCAGCGGCAUCGUCACUCGACGUCCGUUGAUUCUACAGCUCAUCAAUAUCCCUAGCGAGCGUGACGACAGACCGGAAAAUGACGAAAUUCACGUCCCGCACACAGCCGCCAGCGUGGCCGGCCAACAUGAAUGGGCCGAGUUCCACCACCAGCCCGGCCGCAAGUUUGAGGAUUUCCAACAGGUGAAGCAGGAGAUCGAGACCGAAACGGCGCGAAUUGCGGGCAGCAACAAGGGUAUCAACCGGCAGCCAAUCAACCUGAAAAUCUUCUCUCCUCAUGUCCUCAACCUCACCCUGGUGGAUCUUCCCGGUCUCACCAAGGUACCUAUUGGCGACCAACCUUCCGAUAUCGAGAAGCAAACCCGCACCCUGAUUCUUGAAUACAUUGCGAAGCCGAACAGCAUAAUUCUCGCGGUCUCUCCGGCCAACGUGGACCUGGUCAACUCGGAGGCUCUGAAGCUCGCCCGCCAGGUGGACCCCAUGGGAAGGAGGACGAUUGGUGUCCUUUCAAAGCUGGACCUAAUGGACCAUGGUACCAACGCCAUGGACAUUCUGUCCGGCCGUGUGUAUCCUUUGAAGCUGGGAUUCAUCGGUGUAGUCAACCGAUCCCAACAAGACAUUCAGUCUGGCAAGGAGCUGGCAGAGGCCCUGCGGGCUGAGACUGACUUCUUCCGUCACCACCCCGCCUAUCGCAACAUGGCCAACCGAUGUGGAACCCACUUCCUGGCCAAGACCUUGAACUCGACUCUCAUGGCUCAUAUCCGAGACCGGCUCCCGGAUAUCAAGGCUCGCCUGAACACCCUGAUGGGCCAGACCCAGCAGGAACUGGCUAGCUACGGCAACAAGCAGUUCAGUGGAAAGGAACACCGCGGAUCAUUGAUUCUUCAGUUGAUGACCCGCUUUGCCUCAUCCUUCAUUUCGUCCAUUGACGGUACAUCCUCGGAAAUCUCGACCAAGGAGCUCUGUGGUGGUGCGAGAAUCUACUACAUCUUCAAUGAGGUGUUCGGCAACUCCCUGGAAACCAUCGAUCCUACACAUAACCUGACCGUCUCCGACAUCCGGACGGCCAUCCGCAACUCGACCGGUCCCCGACCCAGCCUCUUCGUGCCUGAGCUGGCUUUCGAUUUGUUGGUCAAGCCGCAGAUCAAGCUCCUGGAAUCCCCCGCCCAACGAUGUGUGGAGCUGGUGUAUGAGGAGCUCAUCAAGAUCUGCCACACCUGCGGCUCGCAGGAACUCCUACGAUUCCCCCGUCUCCAGGGCAAGCUCAUUGAGGUGGUUUCUGAUCUUCUCCGUGAGCGUCUGGGACCUUGCUCAACCUACGUGGAGUCUCUCAUUUCGAUCCAAAGAGCGUAUAUCAACACCAACCACCCCAAUUUCCCCGGUGCCGCUUCCGCCAUGCAAUCCAUCAUCCAGAAUCGACAGGACGAGGAGCGCAAGGCUGUUCUGGCCGAGGAGAAGAGAAAGCGCGAGAAGCGCCGGAUGAAGGAGCUCGGUGCAGCCAACGGAACAGCUGGCACGCCCGAGGACGAGGAAGCACAGAAUGACAAGCAUAACCUCCCUAUCCGAAGCCAAUCUGCCAAGGGCGCUCGAAGCAUGUCACCCAGUGUUGGUCGUAACACGGAGAACGGAAUUUCCGCAGCUCUGAACGGCAGUGCGAACCACCCGGCUGGCUUCGGUGCCUCGCACACUACCCGUGAUUCCUUCUUGAACUAUUUCUUCGGUAAAGAGGGUGGUAUUCAGCACUCCCCGUCGCAGGCUGCAUUGAACCGGGCAGCUCACGCGAGCGAGCCCAGCAUCAGCCAGAGCAUCCGUCGGGCCGAGGUGCGAUCGCCUAUGAUGCCCGUGGAGGAAUACCCUGCCUCCAUGGAUUACGGGAGUGACACGACUGUUUUCGUGAGUGAUACACCGCAAUCAUCCUCUGAAACCCGACUAAUCUCGUCACAGCCCAACGAGAACGCGGAACCCACCCUUACCGACCGCGAGAUGCUCGAGACCGAGCUGAUCCGCCGCCUCAUCUCUUCUUACUUCCAUAUCGUGCGCGAAACCAUUGCGGACCAGGUCCCCAAGGCCAUCAUGCACCUGCUGGUCAACCACAGCAAAGAUGUCGUGCAGAAUAGACUUGUUAGCGAACUCUAUAAAGAGGAUCUCUUCGGCGAGCUGCUUUACGAAGACGACGGCAUCAAGGCCGAGCGCGAGAAGUGCGAGCGCCUGCUGGAGACAUACAAGGAGGCCGCAAAGAUCGUGGGUGAAGUGUUAUAG